AUAUAACAAUAUAAUAAUAACAUCAACCCACAUUAUUGUAGACCACUAACUAACUAACGAUCUCUCUCAUCUACCGGUCACAUGGAAGACUUUUCUCCAUACACGACUAACAAAAUUUCAAGCCCGCCAUAACUAUCAUAGUUAACAACAGAUUCACUACAUAAUACUCCUCCUCCACUAACUAUACAAGUAUAAAUUGAUGGUACUGAGUCACUACUGAAUAUAUAACCACAUCCUCAGUACGUAUCUAUAGAAAUCAGUAUACCUUUACCCCCACUAUCACCUCCGGGACAACUCAUAACUAUAAGAAUACCCAAGUUAACUACUAUUAACUAUACCUACCCAUUUAUAUUACUAUAAACUAGACUAUUAUACCUAAUCAAAUCAUACAUACACAGACUAUAUAUUACUACAUGUCGCUAACUCAUAUAUUAAGCUUACUACGAGGUCCGUCUCUAGUACGAAUCCUUAAGAAGUAUGCUAAAUUUAUUGGUCCUGGACUUAUGGUAAGUGUAGCUUAUAUGGAUCCCGGAAAUUAUUCAACAGCAGUAGCUGCUGGAUCAGCUUAUCAAUAUAAAUUAUUAUUUCUGAUCUUAUUGUCUAAUUUUCUCGGAAUCUUUCUACAAAUUCUUGCUGCUAAAUUAGGAGCAGUUACUGGACUUGAUUUAGCAGCAAAUUGUCGAGCAAAUUUAUCAUCUCGAAUAAAUAUCUUCAUUUAUAUAUUAGCUGAACUUGCUAUAAUUGCAACUGAUUUAGCUGAAGUGGUUGGAACAGCCAUUGCAUUAAAUAUUUUAUUUAAUUUACCCUUAAUUUUAGGAGUUAUAGUCACAGUAAUAGAUGUCCUUAUUGUACUUAUGGCUUAUAGACCAAAAGGACCUUUAUUAUUUAUAAGAAUUUUUGAAUCAUUUGUAUCAAUUCUUGUAUUUGCUACAGUUAUAUGUUUUGCUAUAGAAUUAUAUCAAGUUAGUAAUGAUCCUUCAAUAAAUUUUAAUGUUAUUGAUGUAUUUAAAGGAUUCUUACCUAAUGAAAAAGUUAUAGAUACUGAUGAACGUAAAGGUGGCAAUGGAUUAUUUCUUAGUUUAGCUAUUUUAGGUGCAACAGUAAUGCCUCAUUCUUUAUAUCUUGGUUCAGGUUUAGUUCAAGCAAGACUUAAAGAUUUUGAUGUAAAACAUGGUCAUUAUAAACCAUUAUCAAAAUCAAAAAUUGAUGAAUCUCAACCUUUAUCUCCUCCAUUAAAUCCUAUUGAAUCUCCAUUAGAUGAUAAUAAUUUAACUCCUUUGGCUACUCCUUAUAAUGAUACUAAUGAUCCAUUUAAUAAUAUUAAUGCUAUUAGUACAAGAAUGAGUGUAAGAUCAAGUCUUAUAAGUCGAGUUAAUUCUCGAAAUCAUGAUGAAAAGGAUGAAGAAACUACUUUGGCUAAUAUAGAAGAUGAAGAAGAAGAAGAAGAUACAGAACCAUAUCGUCCAUCGAUUCAUGCUAUAGAUGAAACUAUGAGUUAUACCAUUGUAGAAUUAGUGAUAUCAUUAUUCACAGUAGCUUUAUUUGUUAAUGCUGCUAUUUUAAUAGUGGCUGGUGCAACUCUUAAUAAUAAAAAUAACGAUUAUCAUGAUGAUCAUGAUCAUGAUCAUGAUAAGUUUAAAUAUAAAUUUAUGUUUAAACGUGAUGAUGAUCAUGAUGAUUAUGAUGAUUCAGAUGAUGAAUCAUUUGAAAGUGCUGAUUUAUAUACCAUUUACAAUUUAUUAUCAAAACAUUUAUCACCAACCGCAGGAUUUGUAUUUGCUUUAGCACUUUUAUGUUCAGGACAAAGUGCAGGAGUUGUAUGUACAUUAGCUGGACAAAUGGUUUCAGAAGGGUUCUUAGCAUGGAGUUUACCUCCUGUAACAAGAAGACUUAUUACAAGAGGGUUGGCUAUACUUCCAUGUUUAUUGGUAGUUGGAUUAUCAGGUCGUGAAGGUCUUGCUAAGAUUCUUAAUGCUAGUCAAGUAGUAUUGGCUAUUUUAUUACCUUUUGUAACCGCCCCAUUAAUCAUGUUUACAUGUUCAAAAGAUAUUAUGAGAGUACCAAUCUUUGUAAAGGAUGGUGAUGAAAUCUUGUAUGAUGAAGAAGUAUUGAAUGAAGAUGAAUUAGGAAUUCCAUCCUCUACGGCAACUAAUGGUAAAUCCAAAGCUAAACGAUUCCAAAGUUCAGAACUGGCUAUAAGACUACAAGAAUUACGAAAUUCUCAUCCUUGUGUGGGAUGGAGUGAUGAAGAAGAAGAUAUAAAUCAUAAUCAUCAAGAACUUCAGAAGUUACUUAAUUCAGAUAAUCCUAUACCUCAUGAAGAUAUUGAAUCUACAUCAGCUCAUGGUCAUGGUCAUGGUCAAGUUCCAUCUCCAUCUCCAUCUCCAUCUUUAUCUUCAUCACCAUCUCCUGCCCCUCUGCCAAUACCUAUCCCAAUACCUUCUGGAUCUCAAUCACAGUCUCAAUCUCAAUCAUUUCAACCUCAUGAGUAUACUGAUGCCAAUCAUGAUAUAUACAGAAUCAAAGGUUAUAAGGACUUCAGUAAUGGUCCAUUAACUGCUCUUGUAGCUAUACUAGUUUGGGGAUUUGUUACUCUCCUUAAUAUUUACUUAUUAGCCAGUAUGUUAUUAGGUUAUGAUGUACCAUUUUAAUUCAAAAUACCAUACAAUACAAUAAAAUGAUAAUAAUAUAAAGUCACGUAAAUUUCAACUAUUUAUAUAUAUAAAAAAAUCACUGGUAGGACUACUA
Molecule: messenger RNA, 2748 nt
Organism: Scheffersomyces amazonensis
Lineage: Eukaryota; Fungi; Ascomycota; Pichiomycetes; Serinales; Debaryomycetaceae
Product: divalent metal ion transporter
Exons: 1
Coding region: 414-2651 (745 amino acids)
Biological process (GO): iron ion transport; intracellular manganese ion homeostasis
Cellular component (GO): plasma membrane
Molecular function (GO): manganese ion transmembrane transporter activity; cadmium ion transmembrane transporter activity
Source: RefSeq, a predicted model, not a curated record